AUGAGUCGUGGAAGUGGAGGCGGAUACGAUCGUCACAUCACGAUUUUCUCGCCCGAAGGCCGUCUAUUUCAAGUCGAGUAUGCAUUUAAGGCUGUUAAGGCUGCUGGGAUCACCUCAAUUGGUGUCCGGGGAAAGGAUUCUGUAUGUGUUGUGACUCAGAAGAAAGUCCCGGACAAGCUUUUGGAUCAGACAAGUGUCACACAUCUUUUCCCCAUCACAAAGUUCCUAGGGUUGCUGGCUACUGGCAUGACAGCUGAUGCAAGGACCCUAGUUCAGCAAGCAAGGAAUGAAGCAGCUGAGUUUCGAUUCAAAUAUGGAUACGAGAUGCCAGUAGACGUACUGGCUAGAUGGAUUGCAGACAAAUCACAAAUCUAUACUCAACAUGCUUAUAUGAGACCACUUGGAGUAGUUGCUAUGGUUUUGGGUAUUGAUGAAGAGUUCGGACCUCAACUCUAUAAGUGUGACCCAGCUGGCCAUUACUUUGGUCACAAGGCCACAAGUGCUGGAUUGAAAGAACAAGAGGCAAUCAAUUUCUUGGAGAAGAAAAUGAAGAAUGAUCCAUUAUUUACCUAUGACGAGACUGUGCAGACUGCAAUUUCUGCCCUGCAAUCAGUUCUGCAAGAGGAUUUCAAGGCCAAUGAAAUUGAGGUUGGAGUGGUGGUAAAGGAGAAUCCUGUCUUUAGAGUGUUGUCGACCGACGAGAUUGAUGAGCACUUGACUGCUAUAAGCGAGCGAGACUGA
This is a messenger RNA of Prunus armeniaca (apricot), 741 nucleotides long. Lineage: Eukaryota; Viridiplantae; Streptophyta; Magnoliopsida; Rosales; Rosaceae. The record is from the annotation of a GenBank genome assembly.